Molecule: messenger RNA, 5240 nt
Organism: Gasterosteus aculeatus aculeatus (three-spined stickleback)
Lineage: Eukaryota; Metazoa; Chordata; Actinopteri; Perciformes; Gasterosteidae
Gene: pan3
Product: poly(A) specific ribonuclease subunit PAN3
Biological process (GO): nuclear-transcribed mRNA poly(A) tail shortening; mRNA processing
Cellular component (GO): PAN complex; P-body
Molecular function (GO): metal ion binding; poly(A) binding
Source: RefSeq, a predicted model, not a curated record
UUAUUUUGGUCUGAUGUUCUUUUACCAGUUUUCUUCAGUGCAGAUAAUAUAAAACCGUAUAAAUCCAGAUAUGCCAUGUUGCAAUAAUCUGCUUCGUUUGCUAGAAUUUAAACUUGUAAACAUUAAGCAAAGGCACUAAGCAGUAUUGAUGCUUAUAAUUUGCCUCCAAAACACCUUUACGCCGUCGUCUGCUUUGGUCGUUUUGCAUGUCACGAUAUUAUUGUGCGGCAGAUUCAACUUGCGGCUUGCGCUUGUAAACUCCGCCAAACGCUGUACCCACAAUGCAAAGCUAAGCUAGCGAGUCCUUAGCAGAGCAGCAGGAGAAGAAAACAACAACAGGCUACUUUACGAACGAGGCAGCUGCAUGGAUAGCGACAACAACGACGACCAGGAGACCGCGCAUGCAAAGAUAUUUUCUUAACCCUCGAAUCCAUCUUAGCCUUAGAAUGUGAGUACCGUCGGGUUUUGAGUGUUCUUCGCCAGCUCAACUGAUAUUAAUUCGCUCCUUUAAGGGGGAAUCUUUUUGCAGGCUAGCUGGCUAGCUCGCUAGCUACCUGCGUCUCUCUAUGUUUGAGUGUCUUCCGGCUGCAGCGGUGGCGGCAGCAGCGGUGCCAUGAACAGUGGACUCCCAGCCUCAGCUGCUCCGCUUGGGGUUGCCGGAAUACCCAAUGUCAAGGUGAAGUUUUGCCGAUAUUACGCGAAAGACAAAACCUGCUUUUAUGGGGAAGAGUGCCAGUUCCUCCACGAGGAUCCUUCCAUGUCAGGCUUGCCGCUGCACGGCGGCGGCGGCAGCCCCGUGCCGAUGUCGAUGGCCGGAGGUGGCGGGACUCCCGCGGUGUUUUCUCUCGGCGGCUCCGCGGCGGCCUGCCCGGGCGGCGGGGGGACCGGCGUGUCCAAGAAAAGUGAACCAUUGGGUCCUACGGGCGCAUCUCUGGAGGGGCAGCUGUUAUCAAUCCCAGGGAUGGAGGGUGCAACUCUGAGCGAUGCCAAUCUCACCAACUCUUACUUCAGCAGCAGCUUUAUUGGCGUCAAUGGGUUUGGAAGCCCAGCUGAGACUAAAUACUCAAUGAUGCAGCGAAUGACCACCAGCAGCAGCUCUCCAAGUCUCAACGACUGUGCCAAGAACUUCAGCCGCAGCACACAUGAUCCAGUGAACUCCCCGACAUCCUCACUUUUCAGUGAUUUUGGUGCUCUUAGUAUCUCCCAAAGGAGAAAGACUCCUAACCCGGCAGCAAGUGAGUUCAUCCCUAAGGGAGCUCCACGUAUGGCCACGAUGGUUCAGUCCACUGUCCAGGCCUUCCCCUCGCCUCUCUUCCCCCAUCCUGGCCUCCCCACCUCCACGGCUGCUGCCCUGGCUCCUGACUCUCUGUCUCCAAUUUUAGGUAUGUCUCUUUCUGCGGGAUCUUCUCCUCUCCACUCCCCGAAAAUUACACCGCACACCUCACCGGCUCCACGUCGGCGCAGUCACACCCCAAACCCGGCCAACUACAUGGUGCCCACAAGUGCAGCUGACCAGGGACCUCACAUGAUCCAGAAAGAAACCGUAGGGGGGACCACCUACUUCUACACAGACAACACCCCAGCACCGAUGGCCGGGAUGGUGUUUCCUACGUACCAUAUCUAUCCCCCCACUGCACCCCAUGUGGCUUACAUGCAGCCAAAAGCCAACGCUCCGUCCUUCUUCAUGGCAGAUGAACUCCGACAGGAGUUGAUAAACAGACAUCUGAUAACCAUGGCCCAGAUUGACCACUCAGAGAACACAGACGUACCCUCGGAGGUGGACAGCUACCACAGCCUCUUCCCGCUUGAGGCCCUGCCUCCACCAAACCGCAUGCAGAAGACCAGCAACUUCAGCUACAUCACCUCCUGCUACAAGGCUGUCAACAGCAAGGAUGACCUUCCUUACUGCCUGAGGAGGAUACACGGUUUCCGCCUCGUAAACACCAAGUGUAUGAUGCUGGUGGACAUGUGGAAGAAAAUUCAGCACUCAAACUCUGUAACACUGAGGGAGGUCUUCACCACAAAGGCCUUUGGAGACCACUCGUUGGUCUUCUCCUAUGACUUUCAUGCGGGUGCAGAAACCAUGUUCGGCAGACACUUCAGUGAUCCUGCGGCAGAUUCGUACUUCACCAAGAGGAAGUGGGGUGAGUUGGUCUACCGUCGCAAUGAAGCCAGUAUCACCCCAGAUGCCCAUCUUCAGCCAUCUGCUUCCAACACUUGGGGACAACAUGAACCUCCCCCCCCACGGCAGCAUGCCGGUUUGCUCCCGGAGUCUCUUAUCUGGGCCUACAUCGUCCAGCUCAGCUCGGCCCUGCGCACCAUCCACACUGCCGGCCUGGCCUGCCGCGUCAUGGACCCCAGCAAGAUCCUCAUCACCGGCAAGACCAGGUUACGGGUGAACUGUGUCGGUGUGUUUGAUGUCUUGACCUUUGACAGCAGUCAAACCAAUCAUCUUGCCCUAAUGCCACAGUACCAGCAAGCAGACCUCGUGUCGCUGGGCAAGGUGGUGCUGGCGUUGGCGUGCAACUCAUUGGCUGGUAUUCAGAGGGAGAACCUGCAGAAGGCCAUGGAGCUGGUGUCCAUCAACUACUCCUCAGACCUGAAGAACCUCAUUCUGUAUCUGCUGACCGAACAAUCUCGCCUGCGCAGCGUCAACGACAUCAUGCCGAUGAUCGGAGCUCGAUUCUACACACAGCUGGAUGCAUCGCAGAUGAGGAACGAUGUCAUUGAGGAGGAUCUGGCCAAGGAGGUGCAAAACGGCCGUCUCUUCCGCCUGUUGGCCAAACUGGGCACCAUCAACGAGCGGCCAGAGUUCCAGAAAGACCCGUCGUGGUCGGAGACGGGCGACCGCUACCUGUUGAAGCUCUUCCGGGAUCACCUGUUCCACCAGGUGACGGAAGCCGGGACGCCCUGGAUCGACCUCAGCCACAUCGUCUCCUGCCUCAACAAACUGGACGCUGGCGUUCCCGAGAAGAUCAGCCUGGUGUCGCGGGACGAGAAGAGCGUCCUGGUCGUGACCUACUCGGACCUGAAGCGUUGCUUCGACAGUACCUUCCAGGAGCUGCAGGCCGCAGCCUCCGGCUCUCUGUAGCGCCCCCUUCGGGGACAUGGGAUGGGACCGCCUGUACCUGGAGCACACUAUUGCACUACAGCGGAGGACCAGUCUCACGGAGAUGACAUCAGCACGGCGAAGGCGGCGGGGCUUCGUGAACCUCAGUCACAUACACUGACUCUGUCCACCAGGAAGGCUUUUUCUAAAGUGUUUUUUUUUUUUUCCUAAAAAAAAAAAAAACUUCCCCCUCCUCCCCGGCCGCAGCUGAAAAUCGUAAAAUAAACGGGGUAGAAAAAAACAAGCAUAAAAAGACAAACGGAAACUGUGACAAACGAGUACGAUGACAUUUUUUUAGAUUUGGGAACAAACACGAAACAAACCAUGAGGUUUUGAACUAUUUUCUGGCUUUUAUUGUUUGUUUUGACAUUUGGGGAUUUGUUUUUCUGAGGAGGAUGCACUAAGAUUUUAAUUUUUUAUCAAUAAGUGCGAGUGACCUACAGGGUGCAGAAAGAGCUGAAGACACCGACGCAAACACCAGAGGAACAAACGAGCAAAAUCCAGCUUCCUAUGGACUGCGACUCUCUUCCGGCCGGAGACCCCCUUUCAUUGUUGACACUCUGGGAGACGGGACACACCACUCAAGUUUCCCAUUAGAGUGGGACGGCACAUGUUUCAUGAAGUGGGUUGCCCCCCCCCUCCCUCUCUUUUUCCCCUGAGAAAGAACAACCCACUUGGGAAGGUGGGAAGGGCUCCUAAACUGGAAAAAUCUAUUUUGAUUUGGGAGAUUGUGGAACAUCUCGCUUGUGGGUGAGCAAGCUACCAUGGAUUUAAGAUUUGGGGUGGGGGGGAGAGAUUGUACAUUUUCUUUGGCACUGAGGAAGCGGUGCCUUCUCCUGAUGCCGUUUACCAGGUGUUUUUUGUUGAUUUUGGAGCAACCACCUUUUUGGUCAAUGGACGCUUUCGUGACUUGAACUGGUCCUUCUGGUUUGGCUGUCCAGCGCUUGGCUGUGGCCCGAGGGUGGCGCUCCUGUUGAGGUGGAGCCACAGCUGCCUCUUUGUGGAAUGUCCUUAUUUUGUCAGCCACUUGUCCUCCUGCCCCAACGUCCCCUUUUCUGUCCCUCUUACUCUCCUCUUAUUUCUACUUUGACCCCAAUCUUCAAUUCCAAACGGGGGACAAAGGCCACUCUCCAUUUGAGACAAAGUGACACGUUUUUCUCCUUGUUCGGGUUUUGUGCAGGAACGAAUGGUGGGAACCAUGACGGCAACUUCGUUUUUGCCUCGAGUCAACCUUUUAUUAUUCUGUGGACCAAUUCCAGCAGGGUUUUUGGGGAAGGGAUGAAGGACACCGGCGAGAACGGGGCAACAACAGCUGUGUUUUAUUUGACUUUUAAAGAUCAUGAAAUACAAACGGCGGCUGAGCUGCACUCACUCGGAGGACUCGGAUUUCUCUCAGGACGGCUCAACAGCCGGAGGGGCCCCGUGAUUGAAUGUGUUUGGCUGUCAUUGGUCAGCCCCUGUCCAGGCGGAGAGCUGCAGUGGGGCGGAGGGGAUGUCUUCCGGUGGAGGUGGUGGGGAUCAGUCAGAGGGAUGAUAUGUCGCCCCUAAGUACGGUUCAUAUUCCGUCUUUGAAUCACCCGGGUUUUUUUCAUUUGGUGCAAACCUGCUCCACUCUGAUAAAGAGAUCAAUCCGAGCUCUAUAUAAUUACUGUCCUUGAUUUCUCUGCCUUAUUCUAGCUCUCAGUAGCGUCUGACGAGUGCGCGCAAGCGAAAGGCCGCAGACAAAAAGGGUCUUGCGGACGAAUUGUUGUUAAAGGCUUAAACAAGAACGUCUUGCCGUUUUACAUUCACCUUUCAAAGUUGCCAGGGAAGUGGAUGAUCUGUACUCGGGGCGAACAAACCCUGCAGAGAGCUGGCUGUGAUGGAUCAUGUACUACUUCCUCUGUUUUAGUGAAAUGAACAGAAAAAAAAACAUUUGGUGGUGAAUGUGGUGCUUUUUAGAAAACCCUUAAAACACGCACGCCCACCUAACGGUCCACACACUGUCAGUUCUCAUAACACCCCCCCCCCUCACAUUACAACACCUACAAUCACCAUGUUAGGACGUUUUAUGCCCCUCUUGUGUUCAUUGUUUCAAAUUUUGCAAUAUUUGUGUGUACAGCAGUAUUUUAAUAAAGAAUACCAAAAUUGA